UUUAUUAUGGCGGGAUUGGCGGCAGUGUGAGGCAAGUCGUGCAGGAAGAGAGGUAUACGCUUCACUUCACGUUCUCAUCAGUUAACUACCGCAAGAUGAUGUCCUGAUAGGCCUGCACCUCAGGACACACCAGGCGGGAGGCACCACGAGCAGUGAGUGUAUAGCAGGGAGUGACAGGAGGUGGAGGGCAAUACGAAUGAGGCAAGGGAGGCAAACAUUGAGUCUUAGAAACAUGAGUGAAGAUUUUGCAUCACCACCACCACCACCACCACCACCACCACUACUACGAGAUGGAGGUCCAGCGGGUGAGGGAGAAGAAAGUCAGGAAGCAGAGGUAUCAGUCAUCACUUUGCGUUCCCCAUCAACACACAGCCAGCGAGAACAAGAAUCUGAACGGGAGCAACAAGAAGAAGAAGAAGAAGAACAACAACAACAACAACAGCAACAACAACAACAACAACAACAACAACAACAACAACAACAACAACAAGACCCACACAACUCACAAAGCAACGAGACCUUUAUAGUGUGUGUGAGAUGAGUGCUGGGGAAGAUGCACACCGUCAGAACAACCUCGCCGGUCUGUAGUGUUCUCAGUGCCUUGGAGGACGAGGAGGAGGAGGAGGAGGAGGAGGAGGAGGUAGAGGCUUCUUACUACAAGGACCUUUUCCCUAGCGCCACCGUGACUGUAUUUUCAGGAUAUGAGAAUAAGGAAGUGAGUCUUAAGGAAUUGAAGGCUAUUGGAGUAGAGAGGGAGGAGGGAGAAGGCAAUUGAAGUGGAGGAGGAGGAAGAGGAGAGGAAGGAAGUGGAUUUUGAGGAGCUGAAGACAAAUGAAGUGGAGGAGAAGGAGGGGAAGGAAGUGGAUUUUGAGGAGAAAAAGAAGGAAGAGAGCAUUGAGAACCUAAAGGCUGUUGCAGUAGAAGGUUGAGGAGGAGGAGGCUGUAUUUGAGAGCCUAAAGCCUAGUGAAGAGGAAGAAGAAGCAUGCUGCAAGGACCCCAAUGAAGAUGGGGAGGAAGAGGCAGCCAUUUCUAAGAGCUUGAACCUUUGUAAAGAUGAGACCAACAUUGACCCGAAACCUGGAAGAGAGGAGGAGGAGGAGGAGGAAGAAGAGGAAGCUUUUUGUGAUGCGGACAGCGGGAAGAAACAGACUUGUGAUUACCUUCUGCCUAGCGAGUGCAUGAGUGGUUUUGCGACAGAAGACGGGGAGCAGGAGAGAGGGAAUGAGAGAAACGAGGCAAAUGAACUCAAGAUUAGCGUCAGUUUGUCCAAUGCUGCGGAAGAGAAGGAGUGCGGCAAUACAGACUCGGUGGGUGAAGUGAAGGGAGACCAGAGGUUUACUUCCGAGGACUUGACUACCAGGAUUGUGGAAGAAGACGGAAUAGAUAGCCAGGUGCAGGGUUAUGUUACUGAACUUGUGUCUCUCAGUAAAGGUGAAGUGCCUGAGGUACACCACUCGCCAACACCCAGUCCACCACCACCACUACCAGUCACCCCCACUGAAGACCUCGAGGAUGACCACCACUACCACGCCCUCCACCACACCGUCACCCUCUCCCCCACACAGCUGGAGGACAUAGGGAACAGCGUCCUCGAUCAGACAGCUUGGAGCACCACCACACACCUGGAUCUCACUCAGGCCUUACUGUCUCUGCCACCACAGCACCGCAUUGACGGCACACUCACCUGGCGGGACCCCAUACCACUCAUGCCGCCCACGCCACCACCAGGAUCUUCCCAACAGCCUCUGGACUCCUCAGGAACACGUAGCAGCGACGAGAGCCUGUUGGAGAGUAUUAGUUCCAGUGUGUUGGAGGAGACACAGGCUGAAGAAGAUGCAGCAGUGGGUGAAUGGAGGGACUACCUUCAUAUAGUUCACCCCUCCACCCUUGACACCGAGUCCUGUACAGAGUGAGAACAAAGAAAAGACAUCAGAGAAGGCUUUUCUUUCCUGACCGCCAGGGAACAGCACCGACAGCAACAUCAGAAGCUGGCGAUGGUGUGGAAGUAAAGACGUGCUUAUGUUCCUCCCCUGGUCCUCUGAAGGUUACAGCUGCACCCUCUCUCACUCCUGCCGAGGGGGGUAAGAAGCUCUGGCCUUGGAGGAAAUGAAAGUCCAGCACACAA
Molecule: messenger RNA, 2126 nt
Organism: Scylla paramamosain (green mud crab)
Lineage: Eukaryota; Metazoa; Arthropoda; Malacostraca; Decapoda; Portunidae
Exons: 2
Coding region: 1180-1914 (244 amino acids)
Source: RefSeq, a predicted model, not a curated record